CUGUUUUACGCCGGGAACGACAACGUUUCAAUCCACACAAUGAUUACCACUAAUUUUAACAAGACAUGCCGAAUCAUUCCGAAAUCAACCAACAUAGGAUCACGGCCAGGCACGACCAAUGAUGGUGUUAUGUAACAGUAUGCAACUCGUUCGGGCUGCCGCCCGGGUCUGCCAGUAUCCUCCCGCUAAGUCGGUCUGUCAACGGGAGACUAGCAUCUACAUCGAUCCAAAAGUUGGGACGGGCGCUGACCAUCUUCCUGUACAUGGUGUGAGUUGCCUGGAAAUGAUGCAGCGCUCCGAUUGAGGCUGACAAACACUAGGCUAUGGGACUUCGCGAUCUCGAAGACGCCUUCAACCGUUAUGUUUUCGAUGAAGUGCCCGUACGCAUGAUAUACUUGCCACAGAUGAAGCUGCUCGAGCGAGACGCGUUGAAGCGUCUUUAUCAACCGCAUAUCGACCAAAUUACAGAAAAAGACCUGCAGGAUAACCCUCUCGGGAGAAGUGCAGCGAUCGAAGAGAGGGUCAGAAGACAAUUGAAAUAUGGAAUCCUUUCGCACCGCUGGCUUUCACUAGAACCAAGCCUUCAAGACAUGAUGAGCGGCAAAACACUGGAAGGGCCAGGCUGGGAAAAGUUGAGAAAGUUCUGUGAGGUCGCCAACAAAGUUUAUGGAGUGGAGCUCGUCUGGUCAGACACGUGCUGCAUCGACAAGACCAGCAGCUCGGAGCUAGACGAGUCUCUCCGAUGUAUGUUUAGGUGGUAUCGCAAUGCAGACAUCUGCAUCGCCUACCUUGCCGAAACGACCUCCAUAGAUGGAUUUCAUAACGACGAGUGGUUCACUCGAGGAUGGACCUUACAAGAACUACUCGCUCCCAGGAUAAUAAGAUUCUUCCGCAGUGAUUGGGUACCGCUAACAGACUGCAGAAAUGACAAAGCCGAUGGUGUUGCCAACCGGCCAAUCUUUGACGUCAUCACGGCUGUCACCGGUAUCUCAUCACAAGAUCUGCGGGCCUUCGUUCCUGGCCCUUUCCAGGUUGACACAAGAAUGAUAUGGGCAGCAGGCAGGAGAACGACUAGGAGCGAAGACGUAGCUUAUUCCCUCAUGGGGAUUUUCGAUGUCUGCAUUCCCAUCACGUACGGGGAAGGCGCCCAACGAGCAUUUUUCAGGCUUAUUGAAGCCAUCAUGCAGGUAUCCAACGAUCCAGGGGUCCUAUACUGGGCUGGAAAACCCGCCCAGAUACAUGGACUGUCCACUGCAUUUCCCUCCGCUCCAGCAUGCUAUGUUGGACGUCCAGACAACAUUAGAAGUCUCGCAGAUGAAAAACGCGAGUUCUCUUUGACAAACCGGGGUUUGCGUAUCCAACUCCUCGUCAUACCAGUCGACCUUGUCACUCCAGCAAUCCCCUCAGCGACCUCUAUCCAAAAUCGUGCAACGUUUCGUUGCAAGGCAUUAAAAGUUGAUAACUUGACAAUUGAAGGCCUUUCUUUUCCUGUCCUCGAGAGGACUGGAACAAAUCGGUAUGCCUACUCUUUGGGUGUCAUCAACUACGCGAUGAUCCAAGGAGAAAGCAAGGAUCCUAUCCUUCCAAAAUCGUGCAUUGCUUACCUGCUAACGCGAGUGGAGGGGACGCGGUCAUUUGCAAGAAUGGUACUAUCUGUUUGUCACGAUUGGGAAAAGGUUGAAACCAGGACGUUUAUUACAUUUAAUCUUCCACAAGACUAUACUGUUGGGAAACGAAAGUUGUUGACGACAGUAUGGAUAUGAUAGGCAAGAUCCACAUACCAACUUUUACAUAUUUUCAGCGACAAGGACGUACUGGAUAAUUGAAUGACUCACUGACUGGAUCUAGCAUUAUAGAUAGGCAGCGCCUUCUCAGCUGGCGGCCGAUCCGACCAUACGUCAGCAUCAACGAUAUACAAGCCCCUAAUUGAGGGAAUUGUUCCAUACACGCCCUUCUUCGAAAUGCACGCGACUAUAAUAUCUCCAGGGUCCUGACGUCCAUCAUGUCGUGCACACAAGUCACGUGUUUCACCUGCGCCAUGAUAUUGUGAUCCGACGAGAUUCUCUUGUACUCCCCACCACGCUGCUGCGCUAGCAAAAGUGCGCUAAAAGGCUGUCCAAGGCUAACAAUCAACCCUAACUCUCGUGACCGA
Molecule: messenger RNA, 2152 nt
Organism: Suillus clintonianus
Lineage: Eukaryota; Fungi; Basidiomycota; Agaricomycetes; Boletales; Suillaceae
Exons: 1
Coding region: 324-1763 (479 amino acids)
Source: RefSeq, a predicted model, not a curated record